Messenger RNA from Hippocampus comes (tiger tail seahorse), 2691 nucleotides. RefSeq names its product zinc finger protein 260-like. The transcript is spliced from 2 exons. Gene Ontology annotation, molecular function: RNA polymerase II cis-regulatory region sequence-specific DNA binding; DNA-binding transcription factor activity, RNA polymerase II-specific. Gene Ontology annotation, biological process: embryo development; regulation of transcription by RNA polymerase II. Gene Ontology annotation, cellular component: chromatin; transcription regulator complex; PcG protein complex. Bases 372 to 2414 code for a protein of 680 amino acids. Lineage: Eukaryota; Metazoa; Chordata; Actinopteri; Syngnathiformes; Syngnathidae. The record is from RefSeq and is a predicted model, not a curated record.
UGAAUAGGAUGUAAUAAAUACCAUGCAUGAUCAUGAAUAAUUCACGACGCAUUCAUUUAUUUUUUAUUUAUUGCGUUCAUUCGGACACUUUUGGUCGUCCAUAAAUACCGCCGCAAGAUGGCGGCCGUGCGGUGACGUUGACGCUUUAGCCACCGUAGAAAAAGAACAUGCGGAAGUUGGCAUUGUCUCAAGUGCACAAAGACGAAGCGCGAGCGUGAAUUCUUCAAACGGCAUGAAAAUGUCCAAAAAGGAACUUUGGCCAUCAAGAGAGGAGAACGAGAGCCAACAGGAAACAUUUUGUCCCUCUCAAAUCAUCCAAGGUCUUGUGUGUUCCAGAUGUCCGGCGGCUCAGUGGAUGCCAGGAGGAAUCUAUGCCGCCUCGUGUUAAGGAGGAAGCCGAGGAUCCUCUACCCCCCCACAUUAAAGAGGAAGAGGAGGAUGCCGAUGUCACAACCGUCGUAGUCGUGAAGGGCGAAUGCGACGGAGGAGACAGAGACAAACCGCCCCCGUCGCCGCGGCUUCGUGGCAGCAGCUCACCGGGGCACGUGGCGAGGGAAGAACUUCCACCUCAGCAGCAUUGGGCGAGCUCCAGUUUGCACUGGAAGGAUCCGCAGCCCUCCCACAUGAAGGAGGAAGAGGACAAGGCUGAGGUCAGCAAGUUGCCCCUGACUGGUGUCUCUGCAAAGAGCGAAGAGGACGACGACGAAGCGCUCGACCGGCCGCGCUUUCGUCAUCAUGGACCAAGUGGCCGCGAGCCACUGGACGGCCUCUUAGCGCCGCUGUCAGACAGCGACCACAUGGAAGAACCUUCGAGGGGCGACACGGACUCUCAAGGCGCCGACGGGCAGUCGGAAUGCUCGGCGAAGGAGGCGGCGCUCUGCGACAAGAAGAUGUCACAGUUCGCUCGCUCCGUUUGCGGUAAAGGAGUGGCGAACCGAGCGAAAUUGGCCCGGCGCGUGAGAACACGCACGGGGGGGAAAAAGUUUCGCUGCUCACACUGUGGUAAAGAAUUCUCCCAAAAGGGGUCGAUGGCAGAACACGUGAGAAUCCACACGGGAGAAAAGCCCUUCGGCUGCUCGGUUUGCAGCAAAUCCUUCUCCCAAAAAGGAAGCCUGCAGGCCCACAUGAGAAUGCACACGGGAGAGAAACCCUUCAAGUGCUCGCAUUGCGGGAAAGAAUUUGCUCAGAAGGGAACGAUGCUUGGCCACGUGAGGCGACACACCGGAGAAAAACCCUUCAGUUGCUCAUUUUGCGGUCAAACAUUCCGCCAAAAGGGAAGCCUGCUCUCGCACGUGAGAAAACACACGGGAGAAAAACCCUUCAGUUGCUCAUUUUGCGGUCAAACAUUCCGCCAAAAGGGAAGCCUGCUCUCGCACGUGAGAAAACACACGGGAGAAAAACCCUUCAGUUGCUCAUUUUGCGGUCAAACAUUCCGCCAAAAGGGAAGCCUGCUCUCGCACGUGAGAAAACACACGGGAGAAAAACCCUUCAGUUGCUCAUUUUGCGGUCAAACAUUCCGCCAAAAGGGAAGCCUGCUCUCGCACGUGAGAAAACACACGGGAGAAAAACCCUUCAGUUGCUCAUUUUGCGGUCAAACAUUCCGCCAAAAGGGAAGCCUGCUCUCGCACGUGAGAAAACACACGGGAGAAAAACCCUUCAGUUGCUCAUUUUGCGGUCAAACAUUCCGCCAAAAGGGAAGCCUGCUCUCGCACGUGAGAAAACACACGGGAGAAAAACCCUUCAGUUGCUCAUUUUGCGGUCAAACAUUCCGCCAAAAGGGAAGCCUGCUCUCGCACGUGAGAAAACACACGGGAGAAAAACCCUUCAGUUGCUCAUUUUGCGGUCAAACAUUCCGCCAAAAGGGAAGCCUGCUCUCGCACGUGAGAAAACACACGGGAGAAAAACCCUUCAGUUGCUCAACCUGCGGCCGGAGCUUCUCCCACAGGGCGGCGAUGGCGACGCACGCGCGCAGGCACACCGGAGAGAAACCCUACCCUUGCUUGACCUGUGGCAAAGUCUUCUCCCAAAGGCAACACCUGGUGUCGCACGUGCGAACGCACACGGGCGAGAAACCCUACGGUUGCUCGACUUGCGGCAAACGCUUCGCUCAGAAGCCCCACCUGGCGACGCACGCGCGAACGCACACGGGCGAGAAGCUCUUCGGCUGCUCGGUUUGCGGCAAGUCGUUCUCUCAAAAAGGAGGCCUGCGCUCACACAUGGGGAAGCACGCGGGAGCAGAGAAACUCCCGAGAUGCUCCCUUUGCGGGAAAGCCUUCUCGCAAAUGGCGCAGGUGGUUGCGCACAUGAGCGCGCACACGGGAAGGCCCCUGAGCUGCCCGCUGUGCGGCGAAAGCUACGCUCACAAGGGCAGCUUGAUGGAGCACAUGCGCAAGCACAACGCCGGUGGCCAGUAGGAAGGAUUUUUCUUGCACGUUGCCACAAAACCGAUAUGCAGCCGGACCUUUCUUUGCAGCUCCUCGUUCAUCCUCCGGAGAACGACGUGGCGGCCGUCGCUUAUCCUCCAUCCAUCAUUUCUAGCAAAGGUUUGAUAUUCCCAAAUGGAAAAGCCAAUUUCCGGUCUCUUGUCGAAGUAAGGGCAACGGUAUCAUGUGUGCUUGCCCAUUUUUUGGACAUGCGUCGUUCAAUUCGGUUGACGUCUGUGGUCUGUAAAUAUCCGAGUGAAGAAGAAAA